AUGAAGGUUGAAGUAAUCUUUUUGGCUUCUUGUGUCCUUUUCUCUCUUAUCCAUGCCCACUUAUCACAUGAAGAACCAAUGAAGGAACCAGAGUAUUGUCGUUGGACAAAUGCGUUUAAUGGAACAUGCUCAGACAGAGGUAAUCCACAAACAAUGUGUUUCUUUGACUUCUUAGAUGCACAUACUGCAAGAGUGAUGCCUAAAAAUUGCGCUUGUAAUGAUCUGCCCGGUAACAAGCGUUAUUGUGAAUGUUCAUUUGUUUGCAAUAGUUAA
Arabidopsis thaliana (thale cress) is the source of this 273-nucleotide messenger RNA. RefSeq names its product SCR-like 9 (gene SCRL9). Gene Ontology annotation, biological process: signal transduction. Lineage: Eukaryota; Viridiplantae; Streptophyta; Magnoliopsida; Brassicales; Brassicaceae. The coding region runs from base 1 to 273 and encodes 90 amino acids. The record is from RefSeq and is marked reviewed. The transcript has 2 exons. Gene Ontology annotation, cellular component: extracellular region.